AUGUCGAACCUCCCUUCUGAAUUCCGCGAAUAUGAGGCUGAUGAUCUCGAAGCUCUCAUGGGUGAGGGAACCGAACCUCAAACCCAAACAGGAGGCGAGUUUGAUCUUCACCCCCAGAGUCAAUCGUCCAUCGAUUCUCUCAAUGAUCUCCGUCGCUUAUGCCACAUUCCCCCCGAAGUGGAGAUGGUGGUACCGGAGCCUUACGAGUCUCCAGAAUCGGGGCGAGAGGGGUAUUGUUGCGCCUAUGAAAUUUAUUUCAAAGGGUGCGGAUUGUUCCUUCCCCUUCCCGAGAUUCUUCUUACCUACCUCAACCAUCUGGGAAUUGCCUUCUCUCAGAUGUCGCCCAACAUGCUCCAGUAUCUUAUGUGUACCUUCACAGUUGCGGCGGAGGCGGGCUACUCGCUGGGACUUAGCGAGCUUUUGGAAUUAUUCCAGGCUCGUGAAUCCCGAUCUUCUGGGUAUUAUGCCCUUUAUCCGAUCGCAGAUCGGAACCUUAUUGACGGCCUGCCUUUAAAAGACAACGCCUGGAAGAAGUUUUGGUUUUUCUUCCGUUCCCAAAUUAGGCCAGUUUCCUCUGUUGACUUCUUCAAUUUUUGCAAGGCUGUCAUCGAGAGGCCAAAUGGGCCUUACUCAUCCGUCGAUCCUCCUCCUGCUGAAAUUUAUCUCUCGAGUUUAAACGCCCGAGAUAGGAGAAGGAUCAGAGAAGCGGACAAGAAGGUCAAAGAUCAGAUCUCUCAGAUUGGGAAAAACAAGAAAAACGCAUCCUCCGCCGGGGACGAAAAAGUCUACCGGAAAACUCUCCUAGUUGAUGACGGGUCCCUCGAAGGUUCAAAAUCAAUGGCGGUCACCAUAAACAAUGCCCCUUCCUCAUCCCCAGCAGCAGACAUCAUGGUUGCUGUCACUGCUGAAGAAGGAGGUCCCUUAGAUGGCUCCUCUUUUACGAAGAAGAAGAAGGCUGAGGAUCCUGAACCCCCGCUUCAGGGAAGGUCCAAGAGCACGAGGAAAGCCGAAGCUAUUUCUUCAAGUCUUCCAGUUCCUGAAUCUGCUGACAUUCAGGGUAGGAAUCCUGAUUUAGGAGUUGUCCUGAGAGAGCCACUGAGUUCAGGGAUGCUACCCCCCAGGCGUCCUCGAGGUAAUACCUCUAGAGCUCGAUCAUCUCCGAGCUCAGGACUAGCAACCCUGGAUGUGAACAGCAUCAUCAACCAUUACGAGGAGGAGUUUACCAAAGUUUCCAAGAGAGCUACUAUUGCCGAAGGAGAGAUUGAGAAACUCCAAAUUUCCAACCAGCUUGCGAAGGAGACGGCUGGUCUUGACUCAGCUCGUCAGAAAGAAAUCGAGCAACUCGAAAAAUCUGGCGAGGAGACAAGGAAGAUUUUGGCCGAGACAGAGCAAAAGCUGAAAACUGCCCUUGCUGAUCAUAACUUCGCGAAGGGCGAGAUUGAGCUUCUGAAAUCAGAGCUUAGCAAGGAUGUUCGCAAGAUAUCUCAUGAUGCUCGGAAAGAGGUUAAAGGAGUUGGGCAAAAGUUCCUUCUUGCCGUGCAGAAAUUUAUUUCUGCAGAUAAAGCUUGGAACAAUCAUAACUCCGAACGUGAUGAGCUGAAGAGCAAUCUCGAUCUAAUCAAGGAGAUAGGGGAAGGAUCAAUUAAUUUGGCCGAAGAAAAAGAGACAGUUGGCACUGAGCUCGCUGAGACUGAAGCUAAGCUAGCUACCGUUCCUCAGCCAUAUCUAGAUUUACAGCAAUUUGCCUCUGAGUUCGCUGAUUCCCCUCCAUUGACCGAACCUAAUACCGGUUUGUCUUUGGAUGAAAUGAUGUUAACUGGUUCCCCUAGUGCUCAUUUUAAUGAUUUCAGAACCAAUGUUGACAAAAUUUCUUCGGAACGAACUCAGGAGUUCUCUAGUCAGGAUCCUGCUAGCUCGCUUAUCCCUGAGGUUGUUCUCACAGCUCAAGAUGCUCCCGUCGGAGGUGCUCCUGUCUUAAGCCAAGUAGGAGAUGGAGGCGGUUCGCCUAUGAAUGAAUGA
Messenger RNA from Arabidopsis lyrata subsp. lyrata, 2019 nucleotides. RefSeq names its product meiosis-specific protein ASY2-like. Lineage: Eukaryota; Viridiplantae; Streptophyta; Magnoliopsida; Brassicales; Brassicaceae. The transcript has 5 exons. Bases 1 to 2019 code for a protein of 672 amino acids. The record is from RefSeq and is a predicted model, not a curated record.